AUGACCUACGCUGAAUCGAUCGACUGGCUCUACUCGACGCAGACCUUUGGGGUGAAACUAGGUCUAGAGGCGCCGCGCCGAUUACUCCGUGAAUUUUUGGCGUUUCCUAGUCCUGAGACCAAGGUCAUUCACGUGGCAGGAACCAACGGGAAAGGGUCGACAUGCGCCAUGAUCGAUUCUUUAGCACGGGCGAGUGGAGUUCGCUCUGGUCUUUUCACCUCACCUCACCUCAUUCAUUUUCGUGAGCGAGCACGUGUGAAUUCCUUGAUGAUUACGGAAGACAAGGUGGCGCAACUUCUCACUGAGCUUCGUGACCUGGUGCAAGGCUGGGAUCAUCACCCGACAUUUUUUGAGAUUACCUUGGCGAUGGCGAUGCGGCAUUUCCGAGAUGAGAAAUGCGAACUGAUUGUUCUCGAAACGGGCAUGGGCGGUCGUCUUGAUGCGACCACUGUGGUGCCGGCCCAUGUGGCGGUCUUGACGCCUAUUACCUUAGAUCACACGAAGUGGCUUGGGGAUACCUUAACUGAGGUAGCGGGUGAAAAAGCAGCCAUUGCGGUGAAGAAACGGCCAUUAAUUUCGGCGGAGCAAAAGCCAGAAGCGCGACUCGUCAUCGAACAACAGGCCAAUGAAAGCCAGUCGCCGCUGACCUUUGUCACGGAAGCGCUCGUGGGCUAUCCGAUGAGCUUGCCAGGCGUUCAUCAGAAGAUGAAUGCGGCAUUGGCUGCGGAAGCCUUUCAUGCCGCAGGAUACACUCUGAGUUACGAUGUGGUGAAGACGGGGCUAAGUGGCGUGAGUUGGCCCGGGAGAUUUGAUUGCCGAAAUCUUGAAGGACGAAAAUCGCCACUCAUUCUUGAUGCGGCCCACAAUCCUCAUGCGGCGCAGGCUUUAGUGGAGACUUGGGAAGAGGUUUUUCUUGGUAAAAAAGCCCAUCUUAUUUUUGGAGCGGUCGAAGAUAAAAAUGUGUCGGAGGUCAUAGCACUGAUUUUACCGUUGGUUGAAAAAGUCUACCUCGUUCCCGUUCAUUCAGCCCGUGGGUUAAAGCCGACGGAGAUUAGCGGGAUGAUUGAAAAUGUGGAGGUGGUGGAUGAUUUGUCUUUGGAGGAGGUGAUCGCUGAGACAAAAAAUACGGAGAAUCCCGUUUUGCUCACGGGUUCACUCUUCCUCCUCGGCGAGGCGAUGGGAAUUCUGGAAGGUGAGAUGACGAGAUCUUCUGAGCAGUGA
Messenger RNA from Nerophis lumbriciformis (worm pipefish), 1221 nucleotides. NCBI's taxonomy places the organism in Eukaryota, Metazoa, Chordata, Actinopteri, Syngnathiformes, Syngnathidae. The record is from RefSeq and is a predicted model, not a curated record.